CUGUAUUCUGGAAGCAUCUAAGAGAGGCACGAGCGAGUGCGCACGCGUGCUGGCAAAACACCGCCGCAGGAAAUACAAUUGAUGGAGAAAGGGAACUAGGGGGCGAACAUUCUAUGCUACAAUAGAUAAUCGACGGCUUUCACCAUAGAGAAGCCAAAGAUAAAGUGACACCUGAAGUCGAUAGAGAAUCAUGACCGACGGGUUUCGAUUUAGUACCGGAAGUUAGGCUGGGCGUCACUCUAGCCUUUUGCUAUCUAGGCUCCAACUGUCGUUCCGAAUGAGUCUACAUUCUUUUUUUCUUAUGAUAUAUUUGAAGUAAUAUCGCUUUUUUCAAAAGACUGCCUAUCCAGUGCGGUAGUGGAGGCCAAACCCAUCAGCGUCCCUUUGUUUUGAAGGGGAACUUGCCGGCGGCGGCGAAGGAAUCAGACCAAGCCCGCCCCUUUUUGAGGACAACGGACAGUCGUCGGAUGAAACCGGAAGCGGCGUGUUUUAGCUGCUUCCGCGGAGUCUUGGCUUGUGUUCUGUGUUCUUGUUAUGUCAAAAAUACUUCCCGAAGACAGCAGAACAGGAAACAUUUUGCCUUUGAUUGUCACUGAAGAAGGCGCUACACAAAAGAAAUGUGGCUUACUAGUCACUGGUAUUAUAGGUGGGACGUUAGUGGCCCUGUACACUGUUGCUGCUCCAUUUAUUGUUCCAGCACUGAGGAAACACUGCCUACCAUUUGUACCUGCAACUUCGAAGCAGGUUGAAAAUGUCCUGAGCAUGUUGAAAGGCAGAAACGGAUCCCUGGUUGACAUUGGUAGUGGCGAUGGCCGCAUUGUAAUAGCCGCUGCAAAAGUUGGAUUCAAAGCUGUUGGUUAUGAAUUAAACCCAUGGUUAGUAUGGUAUUCCAGAUACCAUGCUUGGAGAGAAGGUGUUCAUCAAGAUGCCAAAUUUUACAUUUCAGAUUUGUGGAAGGUCAGUUUUUCCCAAUAUACAAAUGUUGUUAUUUUUGGAGUACCUCAAAUGAUGCUGCCGCUGGAGGAAAAGCUUGAAGAAGAACUCCAGCUAGAUGCUAGAGUCAUUGCCUGUCGCUUUCCUUUCCCCUGCUGGAAGCCAAAUCAUAGUUUUGGAGAGGGCAUUGACACAGUGUGGGCAUAUGAUUCCAAAUCUUUUAGAAUGAAAAGAUGAUGCAGUUAUGACCCACUACAUCCUUUCUAAGUAGCUGAAAUCCCAGAAGUAUUGCCCCAGUGGUUCUGAAUCUGGGAAUUUUAUGGACAGCUUUCUUAGGUUGAUGGGAGAAAUUAUACCACAGAAUGUGUUUUUCAAACAUUUAUUGACACUAGUGCUCCUUAAAGAUCAGUUGAGAUCUCAGUGAUGAAAAAUACAUUUGUAAUUCUUUUCUUAGUCAUGGCCCAAUAUUGUUCAAUACGUUAUCUGCCCCAUGCUACUUUGGGGUGGGAUAUAAAUCAAAUAAAAUUUGUGAAUUACCAACGUAAAAAUGCAUUCAAAAUAAUAUAAGUAUUUUAAUAAAAUAUUCAACAAAUGGUAAGCUGUAAUAAGGUUUUAUUAAAAAGUGGGCUUUCUGAUACAGCUAACCUUUAUGUGAAUAUUCUGAUUUAGUAUUACAGAAGAAUCAGUAUUUUGUAUGUGUUUUGAUUAAGACCUCAUUCUUAAUGCACCCUUAUUAUGAAGUGAGUCCUUUCACCCUGGCUUGCUAUGGCACUCCUCCAUUCUUUCUAUUCAGUUCAAUUAUACUUUGUUAUGAUUAUGACAAGAUACAGUGUUACUGAAAUAUAUUAAACUUUUAUCUGCCAGCA
This is a messenger RNA of Hemicordylus capensis (graceful crag lizard), 1799 nucleotides long. RefSeq names its product ATP synthase c subunit lysine N-methyltransferase (gene ATPSCKMT). Gene Ontology annotation, molecular function: protein-lysine N-methyltransferase activity. Lineage: Eukaryota; Metazoa; Chordata; Lepidosauria; Squamata; Cordylidae. The record is from RefSeq and is a predicted model, not a curated record. Bases 535 to 1170 code for a protein of 211 amino acids. Gene Ontology annotation, cellular component: mitochondrion. Gene Ontology annotation, biological process: regulation of mitochondrial ATP synthesis coupled proton transport; peptidyl-lysine trimethylation; positive regulation of proton-transporting ATP synthase activity, rotational mechanism. The transcript has 5 exons.